UCGACUCGGCAGCUCAUCAGACUAAUUCAAUGAAAACAAAAAUCAGAAAGUGUCAAGAAAUAUGAAUGUUUUCAACGCGGAAAUACAGUAACUUUAGUAAUGAGACUCUAGUUUAGCAACAUUUGGAAGCGAUCUCUGCCCGAACCUUAUGGACGCAAAACUAAACAGCUAUCGAACGAAGAAACGUCGCCAGGCCGUACUAAAUAGUUUCAAGGAUCGUCUUUUUAACAUGGUUUCUUUCCAACAAGUCCGAGUGGACGAAAAAUCAACCCACGUCAUAGUGGAAGCAGAUAUCGCUGAUAAUCGCUCUGGUACGAAAACCGUGAUCACUCCCGUGCACAAAACAAAACUAACCGGUAAAACGGAUCGCACCAAUUCGGACACCGAAUCGGUACUGUCGAUAGACGGUAGCAGUACGGUUUGCAGCGAUGUGGAUGAGCCAUCCGAAACUCGGUCCGCUCUGAAACCAACGAAGUCCUACCUGACAUACAUCACCUAUUUGGUUUAUUUCUUAUUCUGGGUCACAUUGUACGCGAUCGCAAUCGAGCUACGAUUCGGAGUGGUUUUUCUCAUGCUGUCCGCCCUGGUUGCUAUCUAUUUUAAUACCCGGACCGAGAAAAUCCCCGGAGAGAUUAGUGCCUACAGUGUCUUCAACAAGAACUGCGAAUCCAUCGAUGGAACGCUGAAGGCGGAACAGUUUGAGCGGGAGAUCGGAAUUCGGCACUGAGAUGUACUGAUAGGAACUUUUACGAUUAUACAACAUGUUUAUUGUGGUUUUAAAGCCGGAAAAUUUGUGAUGAAAAAUUCUAUUUAUACAAAAUUUAAUAAAAGUAUCUAUAAUGCAAAUCAAUAUUCUUCAA
Messenger RNA from Topomyia yanbarensis, 860 nucleotides. RefSeq lists its product as uncharacterized. The transcript is spliced from 2 exons. NCBI's taxonomy places the organism in Eukaryota, Metazoa, Arthropoda, Insecta, Diptera, Culicidae. The record is from RefSeq and is a predicted model, not a curated record. The coding region runs from base 149 to 727 and encodes 192 amino acids.